Perognathus longimembris pacificus (Pacific pocket mouse) is the source of this 7183-nucleotide messenger RNA. RefSeq names its product synaptotagmin like 2 (gene Sytl2). Lineage: Eukaryota; Metazoa; Chordata; Mammalia; Rodentia; Heteromyidae. Gene Ontology annotation, molecular function: small GTPase binding; neurexin family protein binding. The record is from RefSeq and is a predicted model, not a curated record. Gene Ontology annotation, biological process: intracellular protein transport; exocytosis. The coding region runs from base 349 to 6945 and encodes 2198 amino acids. Gene Ontology annotation, cellular component: plasma membrane; exocytic vesicle. The transcript is spliced from 19 exons.
GACAGAGAAUAGACUGAGACAGGCCACCCAGAAAGAGCGUGACCAGGACUGCUGCUGAAGGCCACGAGCCAGGGACGCAACCUCCGGGUCGUCAGAGCCUCUACCCCAACCCCAGCCCACACAGCCACUGCCUCACGGAAAGAGGAUCCUUUCAAGAUCUUGUUCUCAGCUGCCCCAAAGCUUUGUGGAGCCCGAGCUAGACUUUUGCCACAGAUCUGAACAAGAUAACGUGUCACUGUUGCCUCCUUUUAAUCAUCCUGGCUGUGGUCUUAGCUGUUUAUCCCUGAGAAUUGCACUUAUUGUGAUUAUCACACUUAUUGUGAUUAUUUUUGUAUUCCACUUUUCAAAAUGAUUGACCUAAGUUUCCUGACUGAGGAGGAACAGGAGGCCAUUAUGAAGGUUCUGCAGCGCGAUGCCGCCCUAAAGAGGGCCGAAGAGGAGAGAGUCAGACAUUUGCCUGAGAAAAUUAAGGAUGGCCAGCAGCUGAAGAAUAUGAGUGGCCAGUGGUUUUAUGAAGCCAAGGCAAAAAGGCACAGGGAUAAAAUCCAUGGUGCAGAUGUCAUCCGAGCAUCCAUGAGGAGGAGGAGGCUCCCGGGGGCAGCCGAGCAGAGUAAGGACAGAGCAAUUGGGGCAAAGGAAAGCUGGGUGAACAAUGUCAACAAAGAUGCUUUCCUUCUCCCAGAGGUAGCUGGUGUUGUAGAAGAGCCAGAAGAAGACACAGCACCAGCAAGUGCAAGCUCCAGUGCGAUGAGUCCAGCCACCACCACCACCACUGAGGCGUCCCCGGAGAACACAAGCGAUCCCACCACUUCCCCAGCCAAGCAAAGGAAGAAUCCAUUUAAUAGCUCCAAGUUGCCAGAAGAUCACUUAUCGCAACAAACCAAAAAUGAGCAGUCAAAAAAUGGAAGAGCUGGUUUAUUUCAGAUUUCAAAAGAGGGUGAAUUGUUCAAGUCAAAAGGAAAGCCAUCUCCCCAAGGUAUUUCAAGCCAAAUGUUAGAGAAGCCAAAGCAGCCCAUGCCAGAAGGGCCCGUGAGUGAGGUUCAAGUCCAAGCUCCAGUCCCUAAAGCCAGAAAACUGAUCUACAAAUCAAAUGAUUCUAAGCAAGAUGAUAACCAGCCUUUUCCCAGACACAGGGCAGACUCCCUGAAUGCCAGAGCAGCUCCAAGAGGGAUUCUCAAACGCAAUUCUAGUUCCAGCAGCACAGACUCAGAAACUCUUCACCUACAUCACACCUUUGAACCUCGGAGCAAAAUUGUGUCACCUGCCCCAACCAUCCAUGAGAGAAUUGCUGAGCAGGACCUAUCUUUAGAAGAUGAUUCUUCCUCUUGCUCACUGGAGCCCUUAAAGCAUGUGAGAUUCUCCGCAGUUACAGAUGAACUGCCCCAGAGUUCUGGACUCAUCCAUGGCAGGGAAGUGGGAGAAUUUAGUGUUUUAGAAUCUGACAAGAUGAAGAAUGGAACAGAAGGGAGAGAGGACAUAGAUGAAUUUCUGGAGGACCUGACGCCAUCUCACAGAAAAGUUUUGCCUUUUCAUGAGUCGAGAUCAAGUUCAAGUGUGACAAAAAAUGAAACACAACCACCAGUGACAUCUGGUUCUGAUCCAAAUCAUGGAUUCCACUCUUACUCAGAAGUUUGGAAAACAAGAGCGCCAUCCAUUGAGGAUUUACCCACCAGCAGUGAACACCAAGAUGAAUCCCCAGAAUUCACAAGGCUUCAAUCAGAAUUGCCCCCAAACCCUGCUGGUGACCUAUCACAUUAUGCUGAGCCUGAUCCAGCUCAGGUUCUGGAUCCCAGUUCUAGAGACCAUCAGCAAGGUAAGCUCCCUCUUCUCUCGGCUAAGACAUCUUUGCAUUCUGGUUCGUAUGUCAGUGAGACAAGGAAGACGACGGAUGAUUCCAUAUCUAAAGUUCUAGACUGGUUUAACCGAAGUUCUCACUCAGAUGAUAGUAGCUCAGCCCUCCAACAUUCCCAAGGAAUAGAGUCCAAAGAAACAACAGACUCAACGCUGAGGGGUACUGUUGCCUUGGAGACAGAUGACGGAAGUCUAAAAGAAAAUGACUCAAAGGCCUCGUCACUUGCCGAAGUUACACUGAAGCCCGUGAGAUCUGACUUCCCACUUCGAGGAGAGGGAGACAGGCUGUUUUCCAAAAGCUGCAAAGAUAAUGAUGUGAAUAACAAAGGCAGAUCUAUGAGCUUAUCCCAGCACGCCGCCUCAGAAAGUCUGAGGAGACCAUUUGAAAGCUAUGGUCCUCCAAGUCAAGGAAGUGAAAAUGCGGACUUGCGCCCAAAUGCAAUAAGCACAGGAAAAGGAACUGGGGAGCCUACGGCAGCCGGUGAUGACUCCUAUCGCGCUCCCAGAACAUCUGAUACUCAAGUGCAAGCGCCACGCAGCGCUAGGAAUAGUGGCAGCUUGGGCGAAGAAGAACUCAAACUUCCUGUCCAAGAAAAACAUAGAGCAAACACAGAAGUGAACGCUCACUCAAGGACAGUUGUCCCCAAACCAGAUUUGAAAGAUGAUGUGGAAGCAGAGUUAAAAAGCAUAAAAGGUAAUAGUUCCAUCCUUAAGGCUUCCUUUGAAACAGGGACUAGAGAGGUAUCUCCUGGGGCUGCCGGCGGUGGGUCUCCUUGGCAAGAUGCUAGGGAGGACCCCAAGAAGCGAGUACAAAGAGAGAAAUACGUACGAGUGAGUGAAAGGAUAUCUUUUUGGGAAGGAGAGAAAGCUGGGGCUAAGUUAACUCAUCAAGAGCCCGUACCUUCAAGUAGCCAGGAACAGCCUUGUGCUAAGAUAUGCCAGCCUUUGAAGUCACGGGGCAGGGCCGUGGCCAUGAAUGAAUACUGCCCGGUCACUGCCAAGCGAGUGGUGCUUGAUGACGAUGGCCAAGUGCCCCCUGUCUCCAGUUUUGAUUCCUCAAAUCAAUCCGAAGCGUCCAGGCCCCAAUUACCAGGUCCAGCCAAAGACUCUCAUUCUGCUGACCAAUCAGAAACGUUGUCUGUGUUUCCAAAAAUGACGUGUGAGCCUGUGAAACAACUGGCCAUUGAAGACAACCGGUGUUCUAUGCCACCACUCCUGAGCCCUGAGAAUACUGAGAGUGAAAGGCAGACUCCUUUGGAGAAAAACAGACCUCCAAUUGGCGAAUCGAAUGCCAACUUUAAAGUGAUGUCCCUACGGGAACGAAUUGAUGAGCCCAACACCCAGCAAGUCUAUAAUCACUCACAGUUUGAGAAUCUGAGAAAAUUUUGGGACUUAGGAGCACACAGUAAGGAUAAUUUUGAGAACACUAUGGACCUUACAAAACCUAUACUUUGUAAUCACCAGAAACACAAAGAAUUCAAUGACAUUAAAUCAUCGGGAAAAAAUGUUCCCGAAGUAGAAACACUUUUAAGCCAUAAAAACCUUAUGGCAAGAGAGGAAAUGAAGAAAUUAAACUCAAAGUGCACGCUCCAGGUGCUACCAGAUGAAACCACACUUCUGUUGAAACCACUAAGAAUGUCUGCUCAUCAGGUGGCAGGAAAUGAGCCAUCCAAGGAAAAUGUGGAAAAGAAUACGGAAUGGUUGCUCACUCCAGUGCUCAAGGAGGGAAAGGACCACUCAACUCAAGAGACUGAAGAAUCCAGAGUGAAAACGAGAGUGUUGUCUACUGACAACAAAGUCACUUUUCAUGACAGUUUACAGCAGCUCUGCCCUGAUGCUUCAUUGCCGCCAAUCCAAUCUUUUGAUGGAAAAGUUCGUGGAAAAUUCGAACUCAAACCAGAUAUUUCUGAAAAUAGGACUCAAAAGGCACAUUACCCUCACAUUGAGGAAGACCCCAAAGGACCCAAGGAGGUCACUAUUAAAGAGAUUGUCAAGGAGCAUGUAGACAAAACAGUAGCCCCUCCAAAGUUCACAUGGGACACUUUGGCUGCUAGUCUAGACAAACUUCUGAAAGAAGCAACUGGAACUUCACACUCUCCCUUGCAAAACACCUUGGAACCUAUUACCACUAGGACCAACGCUCAGCCUGAAGAGGAAAAGGGAAUAAAGCGGGAUCCCAACACAUCAGCCUAUCUGAGAGAGAUCAUAGCUCCUUUUCCAGAAAAGACUGUGACAUUGGGAGGUGUAGCCAUCACCGGGAGGGCUGGUCAUGGUGAGUGCCAGUUCCCUGGGGAAAUCUUGCUUCAGAUGGCUGAGAAAGGCCCCCCUCUGCUGGGGCAAGCAUCCCCUCCUCAAAGAAAGCAUUCUUUUGAGGAUGAGACCAACUCUGCAAAAGAUGAGCCUUUUACCUGUGAUGCUCAUCUUGCUCCCUACGCUAGAGCACUGCCCUUCCGAAGGGAAAUGUCAGAGACCAUAGAGCAAGUCAUUCUUCCAUCCAAACCUGUAUUAGAUGAUGUAAAUAAUACAUUACAGAGGCUACUGGAAGAGGUUUGUGUACAUUCUCCACCUGAGAAGGAAUUAGGUCCUGGAGAAGUGAAGGCAGAAUUUCCUGAAGGAGUACAACUAGCAGGUAGCUCCCCAAGUCCUCUGAGGGUGACCCCACCGAGGGCUACAGGGGACGGAGGUGUUCCUAAUUCCUCCCGAGAAGUUGCUGAUAAACCUUGUGAAUACAGAUCUUACGUAGCUACCCAAAUGUCUCCAUCAGAACAGCUCAUUUGCUCAUCUGUUCCCACUGUGGUUCAGGAUGACAUAGCGCGACCUCAGGAAGAGGCAGAGAUGGUGAGGCAAACAUUGACUCAACCCGCAUCGGAGUGCUGCCGUGAAUCCAGCACUGGCUUAGAAAAACUCCUGAAGGAAACCCUAGAAACCCCCCUGCCCACACACGGAAAGGAAACAGAGCCGCUUUCUUCAUCAGAGAUAACAGGUAGUGCUGACAGGCAGAUCGCUUCUGAAAUCUGUCCUGAGGAAGUGCAAGAAACAGUAGAAAAGACAGAGGCUCCCGCAGUCACCGAGAGCGCUUUCGAUACUGGGCUGGAGAAACUUCUUCAGGAACUAGCUGGAGCUCCUCCUCAUCUGCUCCAGAUGUUGGUGGAGGAAGAGUCUCCUCGGGAGGAGCCCUCACCAUCAGAGCAGUCCAGAGUCUUGGGGACAAUGCCCCAUUUUUUAUGGGCAGCCCCGGGAGCCUCUAAAAUGAAGGAUAAAACGAAGGAUCUGGAAUCCCAAGUCAAGCAGUGUGAUAAACUCUCUGGAGGAGUGGAAGCGGUGGCUGAUUUCCUGGGAGAUGGUUGUGGUUCUGCAAGCAAGAGAGAAAGUCCUGGAAGCUCUCAACUUCACAAGGACUAUGAAACAGGGGCCACUAAAACGACGAGACCCCCAGGGGCCAGGGACAGGGGACACGGGCCUUUCCAGGAACCUGGCUUUGAAAAGGCUUCUAAAGUCAUUAGUGGGUCCAGAAAUGAGCAACCUGUGCCUCUCUUGACAAACAAAGAGAACUCUGCAAAAGCAAGUGACGUUGAACUGAUACUAUCCUCUCCAUAUAAGAGACAAGACAAAGAGCGCGAAAAGGGCGAUUGCUCCGACUCUGACUUUUCAGGAAGGAACACCGGUUCUAAUGCAGAAAGCUGGAGAAGCACUUCCAGUUCAGAAGAAGAACCCAGUCCUGUUUUGAAAACUUUGGAAAAGAAUGCUUCUAGGAAAAUGCCUUCCAAAAGUCUAGAAGACAUUUCAUCAGAUUCAUCAAAUCGAGCCAGAGUAGAUAUUCUGCCAGAAGAUUUAGUACAUAGUGCUGAAGAUGUAGAUCAAAAAGCAGAUCAGGAGCCAGAAGCAAAUGAAUGCAUACCAGGAAUUUCCACAGUGCCUUCACAACCUGAUAAUAAGUUUUCCUGUCCUGACAAACUCAAAAGGAUGAGCAAGUCGGUUCCAACAUUUCUUCAAGAUGAGAGUGAUGACAGAGAAACAGACACAGCAUCAGAAAGCAGUUACCAGCUCAGCAGACACAAGAAGAGCCCGGGCUCUUUAACCAAUCUUAGCAGCUCCUCUGGCAUGACGUCCCUGUCUUCUGUGAGCGGCAGCGUGAUGAGCAUUUACAGUGGAGACUUUGGCAAUCUGGAAGUGAAAGGACAGAUCCAGUUUGCAGUGGACUAUGUGGAGUCGCUGAAGGAGUUACAUGUUUUUGUGGCCCAGUGCAAAGACUUAGCAGCAGCAGAUGUGAAAAAACAGCGCUCAGACCCAUAUGUGAAAACCUACUUGUUACCAGACAAAGGCAAAAUGGGCAAGAAGAAAACACUCGUAGUGAAGAAAACCUUGAAUCCUGUGUAUAACGAGAUACUUCGGUAUAAAAUCGAAAAGCAAAUCUUGAAGACGCAGAAGCUGAACCUGUCUGUUUGGCAUCGGGAUGCGCUUAAACGCAAUAGUUUCCUGGGGGAGGUAGAGCUUGAUUUGGAAGCCUGGGAUUGGGACAACAAACAGAGCACGCAGUUGCGGUGGUACCCUCUGAAGCGGAAGACAGCACCAGUUGCCCUGGAAGCAGAAAACAGAGGUGAAAUGAAGCUAGCUCUCCAGUAUGUUCCGGAGCCAAACCCUGGUAAAAAACUUCAUACAACCGGAGAGGUGCACAUCUGGGUGAAGGAGUGCCUUGAGCUACCGCUGCUGAGAGGAAACCAUCUGAAUUCAUUUGUGAGAUGUACCAUCCUUCCAGAUACCAGUAGGAAAAGUCGCCAGAAGACAAGAGCUGUAGGGAAAACCACCCACCCUGUCUUCAACCAUACCAUGGUGUAUGAUGGGUUCAGACCUGAGGAUCUGAGGGAAGCCUGCGUGGAGCUCACUGUCUGGGACCAUUACAAAUUAACAAACCAGUUUUUGGGAGGUCUCCGGAUUGGCUUUGGGACAGGAAAAAGCUACGGCACUGAAGUGGACUGGAUGGAUUCUACUUCGGAGGAAGUUGCUCUCUGGGAGAAGAUGGUACAUUCCCCCAACACUUGGAUUGAAGCCACAUUGCCCCUCAGAAUGCUUUUAAUUGCCAAGAUUUCCAAAUAAGCUCAGAGCCCACAAGCUGCUCCCCUGGAAAGGACAGCACAGGUGGAAUCUGGCCUUGGCUGUCUCUGACUCACCACAUGGACAGAUUCCAGCUUCCUGUCUGCUGCCACUAAAGUCAGUCUGCAUGGGUUUCUUUGAGUACAGAGGCCCAAGGAACUUAAAUAAGGACAAGACCUCUGACUUAUUUGUGACUCUGACAUUAAAGAGAUUUGACCAAGCUAGGAAAACUGAAUUGGAG